Molecule: messenger RNA, 1849 nt
Organism: Malus domestica (apple)
Lineage: Eukaryota; Viridiplantae; Streptophyta; Magnoliopsida; Rosales; Rosaceae
Source: RefSeq, a predicted model, not a curated record
CUCCAGUCUUCUUCACCAACAGAUGUGCAGCUUUACAGACCCAGGUCGCUUCGGUUCCCCGAGGGGCCAUAACUGUUUUUUCAAGCUUUUCUUACUAUUGAUUUUGGCAUCGAAGCCUCCCUUGCUUGUUCAUCUUCCUCGUUGCGCUGGUGAUACAUAAAUUCUGUGCUACCUCUCUCAGUCACCAAACUGAUUUUCCUCCCUGCUCCAGGCUCCAGAGGAUAAUAAUUUCACAGCCUUUGGUUUUAUGGUAUCUUAAUUUUAAUUUUGCAGAUACAUCAGCUGUCAUGGAUGAUUUUGACGUAGAAUUGGAAGAGAUGGAACUAACUGCAGCAGCUGCUGGUUACUAUUAUUAUAACAGUAUUACCAGGCAACCUUGUCGUGGUCUGUCACCUAGUAAAGCAUGUGGAUUUAUGACCGAAGUCCUGAGUGGUCAUGAUGAUGUGUUCCAGGAAAUGUUUCGGAUGGAUAAACAUGUGUUUCACAAGUUAUGUGACGUUCUCCGGCAAAGAGGAAUGCUACGUGAUACUGCUGGUGUUAUGAUAGAGGAGCAGCUGGGAAUCUUUUUGAAUAUUAUUGGCCAUAAUGAACGCAACAGAGUUAUCCAAGAGCGAUUUCAUCAUUCAGGUGAAACCAUCAGCCGUCAUUUCAAUAAUGUGUUGAAGGCAGUCAAGUCACUGUCACGUGAAUUUCUACAAACACCAACCCCCACCAGACCUUCAGAAAUCCGUGGAUGCAUUAGAUUUUAUCCAUAUUUCCAGGAUUGUCUCGGAGUCAUUGGUGGAAUGCACAUUCCAGCCCAUGUCCCAGCCAAAGAUCAAUCCCGGUUUCGAAAUAAGAAAGGUGUUCUUUCACAAAAUGUGUUGGCAGCUUGCACGUUUGACCUUCAGUUUAUAUUCAUUUAUCCUGGCUGGGAAGGCUCAGCUGCAGGAGCCCGUGUGUUGAAAGCAGUCCUUGAUGAUCCGCAUCAGAAUUUCCCUCGUAUUCCUGAAGGAAAAUAUUACCUUGUCGACACAGGAUAUGCAAAUAUGAAAGGCUUUAUUGCCCCAUUUCAAGGCGUCAGGUAUCAUGCUAAUGAAUAUAGAGGUGCAAAUCAGUUACCUAGAAAUGCAAGGGAGCUAUUUAAUCACAGGCACUCAUCUCUUAGCAAUGUCAUCCAGAGAUCUUUUUAUUUGUUGAAGACUAGGUUUCCGAUACUCAAACUUGCUCCUCAAUACGCAUUUCAUAUUCAAAGGGAUAUAGUUAUAGCUGCGUGUGUUCUGCACAAUUACAUCCGGCGUAUGUCAAAAAAGGAUUGGCUGUUUUCGAGUGCGGAAGGGACAACAAUGGAUGAAUUGCCUGAUCUCGAUGAUAAUCUUGACACAGAGUUACUUACUUCGAUACAAGAACAUGUUGCUUUAUCAGUGAGAGAGUCAAUUGCCACAGAAAUGUGGGAUGACUUUAUAAAUAAAUGGGAUCAAUGGUAACUGUCAGCAGUAGCUUUUAUUAUGGUGAUAUUUUCAAACCGUAAGAGGCAUCCUUUGACAAGGAGCAAAGCAAGGAAGUUAUUGUUUGGGAUGCAUCUUAGCAUUUGGUCUUGGUCCGGCUCAAGAAGUAAAACCUAGCUUUUUUUUAUAUAUAUAGAGAGAGAGGUUAAAUGAUGCAGAUACUAUGAUUGUGAUAAUUGUAAUUAUUUGUAAGAAAGUGUUAUUCAUACAUCUAGUUUUACCUUCCACACACUUUUGUUAAUUUUGGCCAUAGAUCUUUAAUUCAUUUUAUCAAAUGGCCAAAAAUUGGGAGAGAUGUGUGAAAAGUAAAAAUAAAUGUGUAGAUAGCAGUACCUAUUUAUAAUUGACCAUUUCUGCUGUGA